GUCUGUCAACCGCCAAAAAAUGUCUCCGAAAUUUCUGAAUCGCUUUUAGGCAGCUGCAAACCGUCUCGCAAGUAUGCCAUUGAAGUAUUAUUUGCCUCGUUUUUUAUGGUUUACGCGUGAUACUUAACGCACGAUAAAUAGUAGUGCUUUGAGUAAUAGUUUAGAUAACCAACUACGAGUGAUAACGUGGACAUUUUUUUUUUUAUUGACAUUGCUGCGAACGGCGUGAUUAGUUGCGAGAAACUUUGUUUCGUGUAUCAGAAAGUGAUUGUAGGUUAACAUCAAAAAUGUCGAAAGCAGCGACAAAAAAAGCACCUCGCAAGAAAGCUGCUAACGGGUACAAACUGCCAGAACCAAUUCCAAAAGGUGAAAUACUGACUGAUUUGAAAAAGCAGCGAUGGAUCAUCGGUUCCUCGAUUGGCGUUGGUGGCUUUGGAGAGAUUUAUGCAGCGGCCUCUUACAAAGACAAAAUACCCACAGAUUAUCCAGCAGUUAUAAAAAUUGAGCCACAUGGAAAUGGGCCUCUGUUUGUUGAGAUGCAUUUUUAUAUGCGCAAUGCUAAUCCUACAGAUAUCAAUAAUUGGAAAAAAGACAAGGUACUUCCAAAUUUGGGUAUGCCACCUUUCUUAGGAUCUGGAAGUCAUGAGUGUAAUGGUCAGAAAUACAGAUUUGUUGUAAUGGAGCGCUAUGGUAUAGACUUGUGGAAAUUAUUUUUGGCAAAUGGCCGGCAGUUUCCUGAACCUACAGUGUAUAAAGUAGCAUGGCAAAUUAUAAAUGUAUUGGAGUAUAUUCACAAUAAAACAUAUGUGCAUGCAGACAUCAAAGGAGCAAAUUUAUUAUUAGAUCUGAAAAGUCAAAAUCAUGUUUACCUAGUAGACUUUGGCUUAGCAUCACAUUAUACAACCAAGGACUAUAAAUUGGAUCCCAAAAAGGCUCAUAAUGGUACUAUAGAAUAUACGAGUAGAGAUGCUCAUAUGGGAGUGCCAACUAUGAGAGGGGACUUAGAAAUAUUAUUAUACAACAUACUUCAGUGGCUGUGUGGUACAUUACCUUGGGAAAAGAGUUUAAACGAUCCUUCCUGGGUACAGCAACAGAAAGAAAAUGCAUUUAAAAAUGUAAAACAAUUUUUAAAAGAUUGUUUUAAAACGUCAGAUGUUCCAACAGUUGUUAUUGAAUUCAUGACAUUACUGUCCACUAUGACAUACAAUGAUACACCAAAUUAUGACAAAUUUAGAGACAUCCUUGUUAAAGGACUGAACAAGCUCAAUCAUGCGCCAACUGGUGGAAAAUUAGAAUUCACAGUAAAGAAAGCUGAAAAGACAUCAUUUACACCUAGAAAGAUUGCAAAAGCAGCUGCUCAAUCUACUGGAUCUGCUAAAAAAACUAAAUCUACUGCUGCUGCUGCUCCUGCUAAGAGUCCUAAAGGAAGACGAAUUGUUGUACCUGAUAACGAUUCUUUAAACGAUAGUAUUGAUUCUGUGAUAUUGGAUGAAAAAUGUAUGAGUGGAAAAGAUAUGAGAAGAAAACUGCUAGAGAAUAUUGAUGGAGAUGCUGAAUAUGAUGUCCAAAUUAAAAAACGAAAAACUAAGGCAAGUGCAAGUAAUGGAAAUACUCCAAUAAAGCCACCAGCAAAAAGGGGACGGAAAAAAAUUGAAAUAACACUAGAUUCAUCUAUCACUGAUUCUGAGCCUGAGGUAGUAUCUAAAGGAACAAAAUCUCGUCCUGGGACAAAAGCAACACCAACGAAAAGUAAACCAAUGGCUAGGGUUGUUAAAAGAUUAUCAGAAAAUGAUAGUGAAAAAGAUAUGUUUGAUGACAGUAACGACUAAGUAAAAUCAUAGUAGUAGAUUUGAAAUUAAAAAUAAAAUCUAAUCAUAUUUGAUAGUAUUAGACUUUCUGCGAAACUAGAUAUCGCAACAUUGCGAGAAAUCGUAAACAAAUUAAAUUUGGGAAGAUUAAAAAUGACUGUUGAACAAUAUUGAAUCAACUUAUGCAAUUAAUUAGAUUCUAUUCUUCAUGGAUUCUUUUUAUACAUAAUCAAUCAAAUAUAUUUUUCUUGAAAAGAAAACUUUAAUUUCAAAUUCACUUCGCAAACGUAUACUUUAUAUUAUCUGUAUCCGUGAAGCAGAUACCUUGUAAGAUAUUAUUUUUAAACAUUUCAAUCUUGCGACUUUUUUUUUAUCCUUUCCAAAUAAGGCAAACAAAAAUGAAGUAUUGUAAUUACACUUCUGUAAGAGAACACCAAAGUAUUUUUUUUUUUUCAUUUGGAGAUUUUAUAAAUUUUUUUUACUAAAUUAGCAAAAAUUUAAUAUAAUAGAUUCUUCAGCAAAAAAAUAUUUGUUUUGUUAUAAUUAACACCAUCAAUCUGUCAGUGCAUUAAUAAGAUUAACUAAAAUAAUACUUUAAAUGCAUAAACAAUAUACAGAUAACCUUUAUUCACGAAUAAAAUUUUAUUUACAAAAUUUUAUCCGCUCUUUAAUAUAGAAUAUUAUUUUCUGGUACUUAAUAGCUAAUAUACUGUAUCUAAAAAUCUAAGGAGUCAUAUCUCAUAUUCAUCUUUUCAUAUCAAUCUUAUUGUGAAAGUUAAUUAUUAACUUAAGAUUAUAUAUAAAAACAGUCUCCUAUACUUACGUUUUAAAAGAAAAUCUCGCUUUUUUCACUUUGUUAAAAUUGUAAAAAGAAUAUGAAAAGGAAUUUGCUAAUCGUAUUCAUUGCGAAAUGCAUUUAGGUGUAAGUUUACCAAAUAAAUGUAUGCAUUAAUUGAAUGUUAACCUUGAAAAAUUUAUUGAGUCGUAUUUUUGCGAUUUCGAGAAAAGAACGCCGCGUGCUAUAUUUUUAUAACUUUUUAUGAUUUCAAUAAAAGAAACUUUUUUA
Phymastichus coffea is the source of this 2874-nucleotide messenger RNA. Its product is annotated as serine/threonine-protein kinase VRK1-like. The transcript has 7 exons. Bases 288 to 1829 code for a protein of 513 amino acids. The record is from RefSeq and is a predicted model, not a curated record. Gene Ontology annotation, cellular component: cytoplasm; nucleus. Gene Ontology annotation, molecular function: protein serine/threonine kinase activity; ATP binding. Gene Ontology annotation, biological process: peptidyl-serine phosphorylation; signal transduction. NCBI's taxonomy places the organism in Eukaryota, Metazoa, Arthropoda, Insecta, Hymenoptera, Eulophidae.